AUUUGAUAGCCUAGCCCCUGUGCAGAUUCAGUUUUGAUAAGACAUUCAAUGUUGAUUUUAAUAAAACAUGUAAUUUUUAAUGACAUAAAUUAUCUUCUACUAUUUGAAUAUUUUUCUUCAAUAUGAAUGUUUUAUCACUACGUGUACUUUUAAAUUUAUUUUGAGCAUGUAUUGAAACCAUCUGGUUCCCUUUUGAAACUACAAUGAAUGGUACAGAUUUUUUCAGUUCAGUGAGUUGACAAUGAGCUACUAGAUUGGCAUUGAAACCUACUGAAAUAUGCAAAGGUUUUGAUGAAUGAGCAACCAAUAAUGUCUAUUGAUUAAUCUAGCUCUUGCCGCAUGUCAUAUCGACAAUAUGAGUCACUGGUUAAAGCAGUUUCAUUACUGCAGCAUGUUAAUAUAUUCGAUCAAUAAAAACUGAUGCCAAAUGCAGGAAAAGUGUUCAAAGUAUCGUCGAGAUGAUAAUCGUAGCAUUAGUGACAACGGUUUGCCUUGUUCAUGCUGAUAAUAUAGCAGUUAAGCCAUCUGAUGUGAUCACAAACAUUGGGAAUGAUAUAACACUACCAUGCCAACUUGCAGAAGGAGUAACACAUGAAUAUGUUUCAUGGUAUGAGUUCAAUACGAAGGAGAAUGGAUUCCAAAUAUUUAAAUCCAAUGAACCAGACAGGGUUCAGAACUCAGACAAGUUUGAAGUUGACACCAUUAAAGCGAAGUAUAACUUGAAAAUACUGAAUGUAUCUAUUGAGGAUGCUGGGAAAUACACCUGUCAAACAUUUCUAGAACAACAGCGAUACCCAGCCUAUGUCACUGUUUAUGAGCCACCCUUGUGCGACUAUGUCAGAGCAAGUGGGAGUAGUAUGACAUUAAUGUGUAAUAUCAGAUACACUGGCUUUGCCAAACCAUCAUUGAAAUGGUUCCGGAAUGGCAAGGAGAUGCACUCAAAUAUGGCUUAUGAUAUUGAUGAUCAGAGCGCAACUAUGAAUGUUACGUUUGAUGUCUACCAUGCAGACAUUGGUGUGAACUUUACCUGUCGCGUGAGCAGUACAGACCAGCCUAAAUAUGUCGGGGAUUCAUGUACAACCAUACUGAAUUGGAAUGAUAAUGAAGUAAAGGCUGCAUAUAGACUAUCUGCCGCUGAACUUGUCAUUAGAGAUCAAGGUCUUUUCCUUAUUUCUCUAUUGGUUUUCUUUUGUGCCAUAGGCUAAGGGUUAGACCAUUGCUUGGGGUGCAACCUUUCUAGAAUACCAUGGAUCUGAUUAUUAAUGAAAAAGUGUGACUUGUAAAAUGUGGAAGAUAGAAAAAUCAUCAUGAUUUGUAUGGAAUCUCAAGGUCAAGAUUCAGACCAUCAAAAGAUACAUUGAGUGUAAAAGAUGAGGCUCCCAAGAUCUAUGUUCAGCUCUAAUCAGAACUAGAGGAUGGAGGAGUAUUAAUAAAUGGAACUAGUAUGUACAAUUAUAAUAUGGCUUCAUAAUGUAAAAUAAUUACCACAUUGGAAAUAGCUGCAAUUAUUAUAUGCAUAGUGAUCACUGCGAUUCUCAGAAGUAAUGUACAUAAUUUAUGAUCUGAUGUAUCCAAUAUUUUCCAAUAUGCUCAACACUUACAGAUUGAAUCAAUGAUUAAUAAUAUGAAAACUAAAAACCCAAUGAAUUCAUAUUAAUUUUUAAUCUACAGUGUCUAGGAAAUUUCAAAAUAUAAAUACAUUGUAUAAAUGUACAAAAGUAAAUAUGAUUGAUUUGAUAAAUCCUGCCCUGUAGGCCUACCCCUCUACAGCCAAAAUCAGGAUAUACUGUAUGGUACCAAGGGUGAUAUAUCAUUGGAAAUAUCAUCCAAAGUUACAUUGAUUUGCAUAUAUCUGCUAUCCGUCAAUCAUGUGUCACAGUUGCUGCAUUGUAUCAAUUAAGGUGACCACUGACCUAGAAAUAUGGCAAUUUGGCAUAUUUGGCAGCAGACAAGUCAAAAGAACUCGAGAUGACAACAUUAAUAUGGCAGUGAAUUUAAACAAUUUGUAUGGUUGGAUAUGGUUAGAU
This is a messenger RNA of Owenia fusiformis, 2027 nucleotides long. Lineage: Eukaryota; Metazoa; Annelida; Polychaeta; Sabellida; Oweniidae. The record is from the annotation of a GenBank genome assembly.